Messenger RNA from Pundamilia nyererei, 798 nucleotides. RefSeq names its product mitochondrial ribosomal protein L12 (gene mrpl12). The record is from RefSeq and is a predicted model, not a curated record. Gene Ontology annotation, biological process: translation. The transcript has 6 exons. Gene Ontology annotation, cellular component: ribosome; mitochondrial large ribosomal subunit. Gene Ontology annotation, molecular function: structural constituent of ribosome; mRNA binding. Bases 208 to 798 code for a protein of 196 amino acids. NCBI's taxonomy places the organism in Eukaryota, Metazoa, Chordata, Actinopteri, Cichliformes, Cichlidae.
CUCUCACGCACAUUCAUUGUCCCUUGUGGGCUCCCGUAGCAGUUGAAUUGAGGUUUUUUAACAGUUCACGCAAUGCAUUGUGGGUAGGUCAGGAGUAGCGGGGACGCCAUGUGCUUUUGAGGCAGAGGAUCCGCUGGAAGGAGACGUGUGUGUGAUAAAUUUGUCUGUUUCUCAGAGAGAGGACCACCGGUUCCAUUUACCGUCUGCAUGUUCUGCACCAGCCGCUGCCUCCGCACCGCGCUGCGAGCCGCAGCCAGCACGCAUCGGCAACAGCUUCAGCGGCAGACACCAGCCUUAUGUGCUGUCAGACUUCUGAAAACCAGUCCAGCCUCGUCUUCAGAUGCCAUCGCCACCCCUCCUCUAGAUGGAGCCCCCAAACAGUAUUCCCCCAAAAUCCAGCGGCUUGUCAGUGACAUAGCCAGCCUCACCUUGUUAGAGGUGUCCGAUCUCAACGAACUCCUCAAGAAAACUCUGAACAUUGAGAGUGUCGGAAUGAUGCCGAUGGGGGCGAUGGCGACAUUAGCUGCUCCUGUAGCUCAGGCUGCAGAGGAGGAGGUGGCACCAGCAAAGAAGGAGAAGACUCACUUUACAGUAAAAUUGACAGAAUUGAAAGCUGCUGAAAAAGUAAAGCUUAUAAAGGAAGUGAAAAACUGCAUCCAGGGCUUGAAUCUGGUGCAGGCUAAGAAACUAGUGGAGUCUCUUCCACAGGAAAUCCGGGCCAACGUAUCCAAAGAAGAGGCAGAGAAAUUAAAAGCAGCCCUGGAGGCAGCAGGUGGCACCGUUGAUACAGAUGACUGA